Messenger RNA from Effrenium voratum, 759 nucleotides. Lineage: Eukaryota; Dinophyceae; Suessiales; Symbiodiniaceae. The record is from the annotation of a GenBank genome assembly.
AUGAAUUUCGACCAAAGAGGCGCGCCGCCUCAAGGGAAGGUGACGUUCACGAUUCCCGGUGAGAAGCUGAACGAACUCUGGUGGCGCGAUCAAUUCACCAGCUCAAGCGAUGUUCUGGUCUAUCUGCCCAAAACGGAACUCAGAUCGAUUUCCGCUCAGGACUUCGAGGUGUAUCUGAUCGCAGUUGAUGUGCCUGUCAUCGAGGAAUACCUGGAACGCUGCGGCUUCAGGGAAAUUGAGCUUGCAAGAUUUCCGAGUGUCUUUCGAGCGCCUGACCACGUCCUGCGAAAUGCCAGGGCGGUUCUCGGUCGGCUUGGCCGGCAUCCGCGUUUUGUGGAUCCAUGCUCGCUGGAUGCACUUGUGGAAGAGCUCGUCACUUGCUGGGUGAUGCAGACAGGUCUUCAGCCACGACAAGUGGCGCCCAGUUCCUCGCGCUUCGUGAUCGAAGAGAUCCUCGCUUCGAUAGCAUCCGGAGACGCUGCAGACAUCCGGAUCUCGACCCUCUGUCAGAAGGCCAACAUCUCGCGGCGCGCACUCGAAAUCGCGUUCCAUGACAAGUUCGGCACCGGACCGUCGGCAUUCCUGAAAUCCGCCCGCCUGGCGCAAGCGCGCAGAAAGCUGCAGACAGCUUCGGAAGCAGCGCGGUCCAUUGCCGACAUUAUGGACGAGGCGGGAUUUUCCCAUGUCGGACAAUUUGCGCUCGACUAUCGCAAGAUGUUCGGUGAAAGACCGUCUGAUACCGUGAAACGGUACUCCUGA